Molecule: messenger RNA, 4845 nt
Organism: Panonychus citri (citrus red mite)
Lineage: Eukaryota; Metazoa; Arthropoda; Arachnida; Trombidiformes; Tetranychidae
Gene: pins
Product: G-protein-signaling modulator 2-like
Exons: 6
Coding region: 1288-3729 (813 amino acids)
Molecular function (GO): GTPase regulator activity; protein binding
Source: RefSeq, a predicted model, not a curated record
UUUGUUUAAUGAGUUGCAAUGAGAACCAAGAAACUAAUUGUUUAAAUCUUAUUGAUUACUGAUACAAUUUAGUUCUUCAACUAGUCAAUUGAUUAAGCAUAAUUGUAACAAUCAAAAGUCAAGGGAAAAUACUUAAUCAACUUUACUUUGAUUAGAAAAUUUUAUCAAUAUUUACAUCCAAUCAUUUUCGUACUUUUUUUUCACUUAAUUGCUUCUAAAAUUCAGUUAACCACGAAUACGAAUCAGAUAAACACUCUCAUAUAUUAAUUGUAAAAAGCUUCAUUUAGUUUCAAUAAUUAAAACCCAAUGAUUUUCUUAACAAUCUCAAUUCAAUCAUGAUUAGUUUAUUUUCUUAUUUGUUGUAAUAAAUUUUUCGAUGAAUUUGUUUUCCUCAUCAAAACCUUUUUUUAUCCUUUUCCAUCAAAUCCAAGAACUGUGUUGGUCGUAAGAUAAUAACCAAAAAAGUGGGCUACAUAUCGGAAGCUCCGGACACUCGAGAUGCCGAUGAUAUAACUGAACGUUAUAAAAACAAGGAGGGAACAGCCGAGGAACGAAUGUCCGUCCUAAAUGCCGCUCGAGCGGGUGGACUGGCCUAUCUUUUUGAAAUCCCCGAACCGGACAGAGAAGAUAUUAAAUUUGAAUCGGUUAAUUUCAAUAAUGAAAACUUAAUGAUUUUCAUAACAAUCAAACUAAUUGUUUACUAAUCGACAAGGUUUUCAAGUUGGAAACCUAUUGAUUGUAAUCUCAAUCAAAGAAAGAAGAAAUUAAAUAACAUGAAUAAUUUAUAUAAAUGGAUAAUCAAAAUCUCUCUUUAAUUGUCAAUCAAAUUCUCCAAGCAAUUAAAUAAAACUUUGCAAUUACAAUUUAAAAUUCGAGUACAAGUUACUCCAUCUAACGGAGAAAAGAUGUAAUGUUGUCCGUUAAAAUUUCGGUUUCCAAACUUGUUUAUUUUUCUGUGACUUUUGUUUAAUUAAAAUUAAUUGUUUUCUUUUAAUUUUUAAAUUAUUUUCAAUUAAUUUUAUGAUUUACCCAAUGACCAAAGUGUUUGUUGGAUUCUUGGUGAAAUUUCGAGUGUCUAAAUCAUUGUAAUCAUCGAAAUCUUUAAUUUGUGUUUUCUAUUUUUCUCUCUUUUCUUUUUUCUUCUUAUCCAACUGACUUUUUCUCUUUCUUUUUUGUUUGAUUUUCUUUUUCUUUUUCGACAAUUUUUUCCGUCUCUUUGUGUUACUUUCUUAUUUGACUUGAGAUUGUUUUUGUUUAGAAGAAACUUUUUUAUUCAAUUAUAUUUCAAUGGGUUCAUCUACUUGCCUUGAAUUAGCUCUUGAAGGUGAGAGACUUUGUAAAAGCUGUGAUUUUGAAGGAGGAAUCAAUUUUUUUGAGGCCGCCAUUAACAUUGGAACCAAUGAUAAGAAAACUUUAUCAGCCAUUUACAGUCAAAUUGGAAAUGCUCAUUUCUAUUUAUCCAAUUACGAGACGGCUUUACAUUAUCACAGUUUGGACCUUCAAUUGGCCAAAUCAAUGAAAGAUAUUAUCGGUGAAGCCAAGGCAAGCGGUAAUUUGGGUAAUACGUUGAAAAUGUUGGGCUCUUUUGAAGAGGCGGCCAUUUAUUGUGAUCAACAUUUAAAAAUUUCCCGAUCAUUAGGUGAUAAAGUGGGCGAAGGUCGAGCCUUAUACAAUUUGGGUAAUGUUUAUCAUACCAAAGGUAAACAUCUCGCUUCCUCAAGUCUACAGGAUCCCGGUGAUUUUCCUGAUGAUGUGAAAAACUGUUUCCGUAAAGCGGUUGAUUAUUAUGAGAGAAAUUUACACCUAAUGAUUGAAUUAGAAGACAAAUCAGCUCAAGGUCGUGCUCUAGGUAAUCUUGGUAAUACUCAUUAUCUAUUGGGUAAUUUUGAUCAAGCUAUUUACUAUCAUACCGAAAGAUUGAGAAUUGCUCAGGAGUUUGGAGAUAAAGCUGCUGAAAGAAGAGCUCAUUGUAAUCUUGGUAACGCGCAUAUCUUUCUAUGGGAUUUCGAGAAAGCAAUUUACAAUUUCAAACAAACUCUGGUUAUUGCUCGUGAGUUACGAGACAAAGUUCUGGAAGCUCAGGCUUAUUAUAGUCUUGGUAAUACUUUUACCUUGUUGAGAGAUUUCAAAACCGCUAUCGAUUAUCACAUUAAACAUCUCGAAUUGGCACAGGAAUUAAGUGACCGUGUUGGUGAAGGUCGAGCUUAUUGGAGUCUUGGUAAUGCUUUUACUGCCAUUGGUAAUCAUAAAGAAGCUCUUAGAUUUGCUUAUAAAUAUUUAGAAAUAUCUAAAAAAAAUGGUGAUAAAUUUGGUGAAGAAACUGCAACCAAGAGUAUUUCAGAACUGAAAUUGUUACUCAGUGAAAAUAAAUCUUCUUCCUCUUCAAGUGUCCCCAAAGUGAAACCCGACAAUAAACCACCAAAGAAAUUGGAAAACAAACGAUUCAGCAUGGAGAAUAUGAAUCUUUUGAAAUUAACUCCAACCAAGAACAACAAUAGUUCCAAUAAUAGUAAUGAUGAUGUUUUCAUUCCAAGUGUAAGCACCGCUAAUUCAGUUGCUAGUGGUAGUCGAAGUACCAUUCAUCCAAUGAACAAUGUCCACAACGAGGAAGAAGAUUAUUUCCUCGAUCUAUUAGUGAGAUAUCAAGGUAAACGAAUGAAUGAUCAAAGGUGUUCUUUAGAUCCAUUGGAAAAUAAAGAAAAUUAUAAACCGAAAGCAACCCAAGCGAAGAAAAAAGUUGUCCCGUUGACCAAUAACAAUAAUACUAAUGUCCAAAGCUCAUCUCGACAACCCUCAAGGCAAAUGGCUUCCAAUGAUCGAUCAACAAGUUUAAGUGGUGAAAAUAGUAGACCAACUAAUCAAGCCAAUUCACAACAACAACAACAACAAAAUACUCAUCGUAACUCUAAAUCCUCUCACCCUGGUUCUGUUGGUAAUUCACAAAGUAGUUCAUCGGCUUAUUCAACAUCCGAAUCAACUAAUAUUGUCCAAGGUUCUAAUGGUAAUCAUGAUGAUCUAUUUGACUUAAUUGAGAACAUUCAAUCUCGACGAUUUGAGGAACAACGAGCUCCAUUUUUAAAGCGAAGCUUAACAACAAAUGGAUCCGAUUAUCUUUCAGGAACGUCUAAUGGAUCGUCAAAUAUUAGGCAGCAAAACAAUGAACCAAAUCAUGGUACUCGAUCAAAUUCAGCUCGUCAUUUCCAACGACAAGUAAGCCAAGGAUCAGCUGGUACCAGUAUACCAAAUGAUGAUGACUUUUUUGAACAAUUAAUGAGAUGCCAAUCAAAUAGAUUAGAGGAUCAAAGAAGCGUUUUACCUACUUCCAUUGGAUCAUCUAGUCGCCAAUCCUCAGGUGUUAGUACCAAUACCCGUUACUCUUUAAGGUCGGGUGAUAGGUCACACAAUGGAUCCAUCCAAAGCCGAAACUCUCAUCAGCCAUCAAUUGGAUCUUUUCGUCCAACUCAAUCAUCAAAUAUGAUUACCAACAAUAAUAAUAAUAAUUCGAGAUCAACAUUACCAGAUGAAGACUUUUUCAGUUUAAUUAUGCGCUUCCAAUCAGCACGAAUUGAAGAUCAGAGAUCAGUUUUUCCAACCAACAACGGGAAUAAUACUAAUCACGAUAACAAUAAUGGCCGAUCAGUUUCCCGAUCUUAUUCAUCGUCUUCCCUGAGCAGCAGGAAAAGUUCAGUCUCGGAAAAUGGUGAUAGACAAAAAUGCACAAAAGUCUAAUUUUAUCAGAGAUUAAAUUGUGUUUAUUCUUGUCAUUUCCUUUAAUCAAUUAAUCCAAUUACUUUUAUUUUAAUUGUCUUUGUCCAUCACCUCAUCAAUCAAUUUAUCGCAUCUUCAUCUUCAUCUUCAUCUCAUCAAACAAAAAAAAACUCCAAUAUCAACUUAUAAAUCUUUACCUUGAACGUCUCGCCAAAUGAUAAAUUUAAAGAUACCAAUUAAUUAUUUGAUAAUUGCGAAAUAAUUAAUUAUCUUAACGUUUCUUGUAUUUCUCCUUGUUGAGGAUUGAAUUUACUUCUCCUUUUCCUGUCUUCGAUUGAAGUGACUUAACCAUCUAUCUAUCUAAUAUUAUUAUUACUAUUGUGAAACAUUCUAUUUAAUUAUUAUGAUUAGACUCAAAGUCGAAGUGAAAAUUAAUUGUUCACAUUGUUAAUCAAUUUUUUCUCACCCUCUCUCUUCCUCCCAAUCAACACCAACGAAUGUAAAUCAAUCUCAAUCUAAUUUAAAACUCCAAUUGUGAAAAGAGAGAAAGGAAAACAAAAUUUAUUGUAAUUAACCCGAAAAUCAUAUGGUAUAAAUGUAUAUGAUUAACUCAAUUAUAAUCAAAGGGAUUACCUUCCUAAUCUAUCAAACAAAUCUGACAAUUAAUUUCUUUCAAAAUCAACAAUUAAACAAAAAAGAAUCAGUAAAGUGGCUCAACCUGACGAGCGAAAAAUUAAAAUCCAAAUGUUUUUGUUUACAAUUUGAUUGUUUACUUUUCGUUUAAUUAAUUGAUUUGAUAACUCGUUUCACUUUUAUCACAACAAUGAUUAACCUUUUAAAUCGUGUGAUUAUCGUUUAUGUUAAUUGUUACUUUAAGUUGCGAAUUACUAACAAACUUCCCAAUCAAUUUAACGGAUCAUUUGGUUGACGGCUUUGUUUUGACAAUUGGAACAAAAUUGUUUUCCAAUUUAAACAAAUUCUAUAGUUUGACACAUUUUCUCCUCUCAAUGAACAGGAAAUGAACAAUUGCUCAGGAGUUUCUCAGGAUGUGAUGGGGAUGCUGAAAGUUCAUUGGAAUCUCUGGUUAACGCGCAUCUCUAUCAUUGGCAAUUCGAGAAAGACAUUUAUUAUUCCCAU